AUUGUGAGUAAACCUGUCUCACUUUUGGUACAAUCCCAAGUCUCAGAGAGCAUAUUUUACAGAAGGGUGGUGAAAUCAAGUGAAGAAGAAGAACACAAAGGUUUCAUCAACUAUGGUAAUGGUGACUAAUCGUUUCACUCUACUACUUGUUCUCGUCGUUAUCUCGAUCUCCUUCUCCUCCUCGUUUUCUCAGCAGGUACGCGCAACAAGUGAAACCAAUCUCAGGAUCCAAUCAUUCUCGUCGGAUCUUUCAACGCUGCAAACUCAAAUUGGCUACAAGUUUAACAACACCAACCUUCUACGCCGUGCUAUGACUCAUGCUUCUUUCUCUCAAGAGAACAACAAAGCCUUGAGUAUCUUUGGAACCCAUAUCAUUGAAACUUCUGUCUCUCUUCACUAUCUCACUGAAGAUAUCGAUGCCUCCUCGAAAGCUCUGAACCGUUUGAUAGCACAGGUUUCAAAUGUGGAGUCCUCAUGUGCUCUUGACGGAGGCCGGUUGGGUUUGGGGAAGAUAAUCAGGGUUUCCCCGAAGACAGAUGCAUCGAACCCGGCUAUUCUUUGUGGUGGCUUUAGGGCAAUCGUUGGAGCUAUUGCUAUUGAUGAUGCUGGAACGGUUGAUAAGGCCAUCAAUGUUUUCUGGAAAGUACAUGGAGAUCGAGCUGGAAGACUAGUGUCUAUCUUGUAAAUUAGUGCUUUUAAAAAAAAGUCUGGUUUGUUUGGGAUGGCAAGUUCUAAGAGACUCCUCUCUAAUCGCUUGGUUGAUGUUAAUUAGUAGGUGAUGAUGUUACUUAAGGGAUUAACUUAAACCGAUAUGGAUGUGGUUUUAGUUUGGUAGCUAUUUUUUCUUUCA
This is a messenger RNA of Camelina sativa (false flax), 850 nucleotides long. Its product is annotated as protein NUCLEAR FUSION DEFECTIVE 2. Gene Ontology annotation, biological process: RNA processing. Gene Ontology annotation, molecular function: ribonuclease III activity. Lineage: Eukaryota; Viridiplantae; Streptophyta; Magnoliopsida; Brassicales; Brassicaceae. The record is from RefSeq and is a predicted model, not a curated record.